UAGGCAACCAAUAGCACAAAGUUAGCUAGCUAUCUAUUUCACGGGUAUAUUAUUUGCACUCUCCCCCAUAGUAAUCCAAGAAGCAUGUCUUUUCCAAGAUAGCUGUACAUGCUGUACGGCUUUCCAUAUUAUAAAGCCCAAACAGAGCUAACAGUUGGGGUUCGAGUCUGCUUAUCUACGACUGUUUCUUAUCUACGCUAGUUCUUGCGGGUAUUUUAAUGAUAUACCGGAAAGAGAGCCAGGAUACGAUUUUCAAUGGUGAAACCAAUGUUUUGACCUAAAGCUUCUUUGGAAACUACGCCGUUUAACUGAGAAACGUUCGUUUACAUGGGGAUGUGGUUGUUAAGAAGUGUUUYGCUGAGAUUUAAAGGAAAACUAGCAAGGUUUGUUGUCAUUCUUUUGGUGUUUCUUGUCGCAUUUAAUUUUUUCCUUUUCAAACGAGAAACUCGAGACGAGACAGAUAGAUCUAACCACUUGAAAAGUAUUCUAAUAGACACUGAGAACGGUGAAAAAACGUUUAAAAGCGAGUUAGAAACUCGUUUGAAUGGUCUACAUAGGGCCGGAGGAGAUGGCGGUAAAAGGAAACGUCGUUCGGGUAAAAAUUUGAAGCAUUCUCUGAGAAAAAAGUUCCAGGGAACAGAGAAUGUUAAUUCGGAAUUAGUGACAGCGACCAAAUUACAAGAUUUGAUCGAAGAAGUAUAUCCGUCCAAUUCUAUAAAACAUGAAAAUAAACCACAAACAAAACCAUUACAAAAUAAAGAAGGCGAUAAAAUCAGCGAAGAAAGCAUGGAAAAUGUUGAUAGAGAAGACAAAUUGGUUGCUAAUCCAGUUGAACGUGAGCUAAUUCCGUACUCUUGUCCCGAAUUAUUUAUUUCUCGUAUUGAAGAUAUUCAGUAUGGAAAGUGCAAACCCCAUAAACCGACCCUUGAAUCUUGUUUUUAUGCUGAACAGUUAUAUUUUCUGGACAAGAAUUUAAUUAAAUGUAAGAAUAAAUACACGGUAGAGAUCUGCAAUGUCAAACUAGACAAAACAUAUCAAGAUAUUGGGGUAUCGAGUAUCCACGUUAAAUGUGACAGAUCUUUAUGCUCGGAAAAAUGGUAUUCGACGUCUUUGGCUGUGUGGACUCUGGAUCCCCGGAAUGGUGAAAUUUCAAGGCUACAGUCCUUCUCUUCAAUCAUAAAAAUGGAGGAAGAAUUACCACGAAUUAUGAUAGAAACUAUCAAGAAAAAGAUUAAUUUCGUUGUUCUCAAGUGUUCAAGAAGAAAAGAUGGCGAAUCUGUAUCACAAUUAAUUCCAAUUGAUCCUCGAUUGACUAUAAUAAAAAAUGCGGGAACUAAAAAUUCUCGACCAAAAAAAGACAUAAAUGUAAAUAUUCUGCUCCUGGAUUCUGUGUCAAGAGGCCACUUCUAUCGUUCUCUCCCGAGAACUAUAAAUUUAUUGAAAAACUGGUCGAGUUCGGAAAUAGCACCGGCGAAUGUGUUUGACUUCGAACUGUUUCAAGCAAUACAAGGCCAUACAGCCGAGAAUACGCAUGCGCUAUUCACUGGGAAGACCCUUCCGCCUCAUCUUGAAGACGAGUUCCCUCCCGUAGAGAUGGGAGUCGCGUUUGGGAAGUAUGUUAAAGCUGGUUACCAGACCCUUUGGCAGGAGGACCUUUGUUGGAAGGGAAGCUGGGGAUUAAUGACAGACAUGGCUGUGAUGGAGUGGGAAGAGUUGGCCUACAAGCUACGAGAAAAUUUCAUCRAUAGCAUCGGUAUCACUCAUUCUAGCUGCGAAAUCUUGAAAGCUUACCACCUGGUAACGCCUUUCAACGGCCCAAAAGGCGACCAAAUUUGCUACAAUGGAAGAUUUCAGCAUGAAUAUCUCAUGAACUACACUCUGGAUACUAUAGACGCCAUUAAAUCCACACCCACAGCUCGGCCGCUCUUGUCCUACAUGAGCUUGAGCGUCGGGCAUGAUAACAACGGGAGACGAAUCCAGACGCUUGACCAGUCAUUGGCUGAUUAUGUUGACAGACUAGGAAAAGAUGAAAACACGUUGACUCUCAUCCUUGCUGAUCAUGGGAACACGUAUACAGAAUAUACCGUAACGAUUCUUGAAGGGCGCUUUGAAAUGUACCAUCCAAGUCUAUUCAUGAUUGUACCAAAGAAUGUGGCGAAGAUGCUUGGAAGCAAGGCUAUGAGGGCACUAAGAACCAAUCAGCGUCGGUUAGUGAAUAUGUAUGAUCUACAUCACACCUUGAUGGCAUUAGCAGGUCCCCUGGACAAGGGGCGUGUCUCACCUCGGGGGGUAUUCACGCCAAUACAUAUUAAUCGGACAUGCAAUGAUAUCAAGCUUCUUACUCCUAAUCUGUGCGUGUGUGAGGGAUGGGACAGCCCUACUACUAACGACACACUAAAGAUAUCACUGGUCGAGUUCGCUGUCGGUGAAAUAAAUAAUUUAAUCGAUAAAACGUUUUUGGAAGGCUCAAAGGGGAAGAAAAACUCGUUCCCAUUACUGAAGUCCUGUCGUAGAUUGGUUCCUGUAAGGUUUGAGAACGUCCGAGAGAGGAUUAAUCAAAAGGGGUUGUUGCGAACGACGAUGGAUAUCCAUGUCAAAUCCCUCGAAGAAAAUCCUGGCCAAACAGAAACAUUCCAAGUUGAAAUUGAAUCGAAGGAAAUCCCAGAUUCAAACUCUAUGGACCUUAAACUCGUCCACUUUGAUCGUAUGUCGGUUUUCGAGAAGUACAAGAAAUGUAGUGAUAUUGGAGUCAGUCCCUUACUCUGUAUAUGCUCCAACACCCCAAAGCCACACCUGCUUGAUGAUAGCGAGCGUAAGAUCGACAUUUCCAUUGUAAAAAACAUCCUUGAUUCAUUUCAAGCACAGGCUACGGUCGAGUUCGUGGACGAGCAAGAGUGUGUGUUACUUGUUCGACGACAUCAUUCCAAGGAAAGCUUUAGCACAGAGUUGGCUAAUUUAUGUCUGGAUUUUGAUAUCGCUGUGUUCGUUAAGGUUGAUGAUCUCGAUAACAUGAAGCUUUCUCGAAAUUUGCCUGCUGAGUUUAGGAUUCCUGCUGGAAGCGUGCGAUUUGUUUUCGCCGCGAGGAAGGACCUCGACUAUUGGACAAGCAGUUUUGACAUCAAAACACGCGUCACAAAAAUUAAAAAUAGAUCUCAUUGACGAGCAAUUAAAACAAAUUGAUAGAAAUCACGUGAUCUAUUCCAAAUGACGACCAAUCGAAACAGAGAGCAAGUUACUUCUUACAGUAAUCAAAUGACCUAUAGAGGUUUUGCACCAUCACGUGCCGGCGCCAUAAUCCAGCUUGGACUGCCUGUGGUUAGAUGGCAGAACAAUAAAAUCCCUUUCCCUCUCGGGAAUUGAAUUCUUUCUCAUGUAAAACAAUUGUAUUGUUCCUGCCAUCUAACAUGGCUGCCGUCACGUGAUGGUGCAAAACCUCUAGCAAAUGACUUCUUCCAGAAUUCAUAGGACCGGUUGAAAAUGAUGACCAAUCAAAUAGAGAGAGCACGUGAAUUCUUCCAGAAGUCACACGAUGUAAAUGACCAAUCAAAACAGAGAGCACGUGAAUUCUUCCAGAAG
Molecule: messenger RNA, 3576 nt
Organism: Actinia tenebrosa (Australian red waratah sea anemone)
Lineage: Eukaryota; Metazoa; Cnidaria; Anthozoa; Actiniaria; Actiniidae
Source: RefSeq, a predicted model, not a curated record